UCACAGGGAAUGGAUAUCCUACUAAUAAAUGCUUUCUAAAUAGACUGGGCGACCAAUGUUAACCUGCCCCCAGUCGUCCGUUAUGGACUGGGGGAGAGAGAUGGUUGGACUGUCCUGUCUGUAAUGCUGAAAAUGUUAUUUAAGAUGUUGUGUAACUGCGGAAGCGUCGAGCACGUUGCGGGUGAAGUCAGGCGCUCUUCUCUGCAGCUGUACCGAGGUUUUCAAGGUCCUGGUCUGCUGUUUUGCUGUAACAUCGACAUGGCUGCCACAGCGCUGUUUAAAGCCCUGCGCUGUGUUCGCUCCAGGGCAGCAGCUGCCGGCGCUCUGCGGCUCUUCUGCAGCGGAUUUCCACAGACGGUCAGGGUGCUGUAUGACGGAGAGUGUCCAAUCUGCGUAAAGGAGAUCAACUUUCUUCGGCUUGUGCAGAAGAAGGCUGGUAAAGUGGACUUUGUUGACAUCUCUGCGGCAGAGUACGAUGGGAGUAGACACGGAGGGGUCAGUUAUGAGAUGGCGAUGGAGGAGAUGACUGUGAUCGACGAGAAUAAUAAGGUUCACCGUGGGGUCUCUGCUUUUGCAGUUAUGUACAAGGCAGUGGGUCUUGGCUGGUUGGCCAGGUUCAUCACUCUCCCUCUCAUCAGGCCUCUGAUGGACCGUUCAUACAUUGUGUUUGCCAGAAACAGACUGAAGUGGACUGGCCGAGACAAGUGCACAACAGGACGCUGUGCUAAGUGAGACAAAAGAGCAAACGGGGAGAUUUAAGCAUCUUAAACAACUUGGAUUUACCUCAAUACCUUUUAUAAUCUAUUGACUGCCAUAAAACCCGUUUUUCCUCAGUAUUACCAUCUUGUGGGAUUUACUAAAGUUGAAACAGAAAAAAGUAGGGCGGAAAGUAGGGCUGUGUUCAUAUAGUGAUAAGACAGUAUAUUAUGAAUAAAGUAAAUAAUUUUGAUAUACACACUGAUGCAGUCACACAUUUAUCGAUAUUCCUGUAUCAUGUAAAAAAAAAAUUAUGAAUGCAAUUUUCCCUACAUCUUUACAAAUUACGGUACCAAAAAGUGUUCUUUCCAAAAUUAAUUGAAAAUCUAAUAGUGGUUCUAAAAAUGGUCCUCAGGGACACCCAGACAGUCGCUCUAUCCAUAUGUGUUGCAAGUUAAGUUGGAGCAAAAAUCUGGGCAUAGAAGAACAACUUUUGGUUCUCUAAAAAUCCUUUUAGUGGAUAGAACUAUUUUUGUGUGUGUAUGAAGAACGUUUUUAAAAUUUAAAGAAACUCCAUGUAAUGUAAUGGUUCUAGGAAGAACCCUUAAGCAGGAACUGAACCUUUAUGUUUGAAUGUUUCUUAAUGCUCACAAAUCUCUUUCCGACAUCGUUCUUUCAUGGAAAGUAUUUCUUCGGUGGCACUUGUCAAAUAACCCUGUGUGGUGUUCUUUUAUUUAUUUUUUUUUUUUAAGUGUUUUAUAAAGGGCUCAUAUAAUUUGGUAUCAUUGAACAGAUUCGCACUCUUAAAAAUGAAGGUUCUUAAAUGGUUCUUGGUGUGGAUGUGCAGUUCCAGAAAGAUCUUUUCAUUUAUAUAGAACCUUUACAUAAUGUGUAAGGUUUGUUUUUUACUUUGAAAAAGUACUUCACACUCUUUAAAUAACCAUCAGUUGAAAGAUUGUUUAGGGUAAUGAAGGUCGCAGCCUUUAUAAUUAAGAGUACAAACCAACUAAGUGACCCUGUUGAACAAUAAAUAAGUAAAUAAAUAAUAUUGUGUGCUCUUCUCUGUUGAAAUAUCAUAUUGUGAUGCUUGUAUCAUGGUACAAAUCAUAUCGUGCAGUAGCUGCCCAGCCCAAGAUAAGAUUGAUCUGUAUUUGUAUGUGAACCAUACAAUCUUACAGUGGAAGUGUCAUAAGUAAAAUGUGAUGUUGAGGCAUGUAAUAUUGCAAAGGUGAUAAGCAUGCCACUGUAGCAAUUAGGGUGAGAUUACACUUUUUCUUAUAUUUCGGCAUAAUUAAAU
Molecule: messenger RNA, 1993 nt
Organism: Colossoma macropomum (tambaqui)
Lineage: Eukaryota; Metazoa; Chordata; Actinopteri; Characiformes; Serrasalmidae
Exons: 4
Coding region: 124-732 (202 amino acids)
Molecular function (GO): protein-disulfide reductase activity
Source: RefSeq, a predicted model, not a curated record